UAUUUGUAGACAGUUGUUGGGAUGGAUUGUUGCGUUUGCGCCCAGCCCAUCGAGGGGCGAGGGCUGAACAAGUUUCUGAGUGCAGUGCUCAAGUGCGGUGUGAAUGUGAAAGAUUUCCUGGUGAAGAUGGAGUCUCUUCGUCCGGAUGUCGGCACUGACGCGUUUGAAGUAUGUGUGGAUUGCUAUGGAUUCGUCGUCGCGUGUGACGAGUUUCUUUCCGUGUUCUGGUCGAAAAUUCGGGACCUGAGGAACCGGCGACCCGGUUUCUUCGUCGACCAAGAUGCGGAAGGACAUGAGAUGCUGGACAUUCCGAAGCCCGUGGAAGAUCCGGACGAGUCAGUGCACCAAACUCGGAGUAUGACGCGGAGGAAACGAAAUUCUGCUGAGACCAAUGACCAAGCUGAACAGCAAGUCAAUGUUAAUGCCAUUUACAAGAAAUAUAAACUCGCCAAAACCGCAAUCGUGAUUCGUCCGUUGACAGAUAAGGAAGACCACGGGCCUGCAAACUUGGUUGUGUCGGUUCAUCGCUCCGUUGCGGUCGCAGUACGAGCUGCACAUGUGCAUGGUGCAUCCGGAAGCGAAGCCGUUUUACUGCGACGUUUGCGGAAGAAC
Molecule: messenger RNA, 612 nt
Organism: Notodromas monacha
Lineage: Eukaryota; Metazoa; Arthropoda; Ostracoda; Podocopida; Cyprididae
Source: the annotation of a GenBank genome assembly